This is a messenger RNA of Erigeron canadensis, 1937 nucleotides long. RefSeq names its product probable receptor-like protein kinase At5g38990. Bases 426 to 1571 code for a protein of 381 amino acids. The transcript has 2 exons. Gene Ontology annotation, molecular function: ATP binding; transmembrane receptor protein tyrosine kinase activity. Gene Ontology annotation, biological process: protein autophosphorylation. Lineage: Eukaryota; Viridiplantae; Streptophyta; Magnoliopsida; Asterales; Asteraceae. Gene Ontology annotation, cellular component: plasma membrane; plasmodesma. The record is from RefSeq and is a predicted model, not a curated record.
AAGAAAAUUCAACGCUAAGACUCACACCCCACACUAAUAUCCUAUCACAUGUAUGCUUUUCAUCAUUCCAUUGACCGUAAAUAUAUUUGAUCUUUCUUCUUUUCGCAUUUCAUUCUUGUAUGUGUUUUCUACACUAAAAAGAUUGAAUAUUGUAAGUUACUAAGUUGUAUCAUUUUGGUAAAUAAUCAGUAAUAUUAGUAUAAAUAUAAUAUUAAAUUGGUUAUUAUCAUAUUCAGAUUUGUAGUUUAAUUUUGUUCCUACAGCAAGUAUUGAAAUCUUGAUUAAAAGUUGUGUGAAAAGUUUAUGAAUUCUUUAAUUACUAAUUAUAGAGGGCUCCAUCUACUCUAUCUCCAGGAAUAAAUCAUCCUUCCUUGAUUGAAUAUAAGGUAAGACCUUUUGAUACCGUUACGAUACCCUGAUCAAUCAUGUUUCCCGAUUGUGGAAAUGGAAAAGGGUCUGAAGAAGCAACCUCCACAGCUGGAUUGUCACAAAGAUGUUGCCAAGUCAAGUAUGAUGAAAUUCUGUUAGCAACGUAUAACUUUGACGAGUCUUUAGUAGUUGGGAAAGGGGGUUUUGGAAAAGUAUACAAAGGCAAGAUUAGCAUAGGAACAGCCCAUGUUGAUGUUGCAAUCAAGAGGUUGGAUUUGAUGUCAAAUCAAGGGGCGACGGAGUUCUGGGCAGAAGUUGAAAUGCUUUCCAAGCUGCGUCAUGUUCAUUUGGUGUCUUUAAUUGGUUACUGUAAUUACGAAAAAGAAAUGAUCCUUGUUUAUGAAUACAUGCCUCACGGAACACUUGAAGAUCAUCUACAUGAACUCCAUACCCCUCUUUCUUGGAUCGAUAGACUCAAGAUUUGCAUAGGUGCGGCCCGUGGCUUAGACUACCUUCACACUGGUACAGGUAUUGAGGUUGGUGUUAUACAUAGAGAUGUCAAGACCUCAAAUAUUUUGUUACAUGAAAGUUGGGCAGCCAAAAUUUCGGAUUUUGGGUUGGCUAGAGUAGGUCCAACGAAUCAACCAUCAACUUAUGUCAAUACAUCUGUUAAAGGCAGUUUUGGGUAUAUUGACCCAAACUAUUUUGCCACCGGAAAGUUGACGAGGAAGUCUGAUGUGUAUGCUUUUGGGGUGGUAUUGUUUGAAGUAUUGUGUCAAAAACGACCACUGGAUGAGAGUUUUGAAUGUGGCUUAGCCACAUGGGUAAAAGAAUCAAUUAAAGAAGGGAGCUUAAAGCAGAUAGUUUAUUCGGGUAUACGAAAUGAGAUACCUCCAAAAUGUUUAAAAGAAUUUGCUCGGAUAGGUGAAAGAUGCUUGGAUAGUCAUCCAAAUCAGCGUCCUACCAUGUCAGAGGUUGUCUUUAGUCUUGAAUCUUUACUGGCUCAAUCUGUAUCGUCCUCGCAACAGAAAACCAGUAAUUCACUGCAAACUCCAGGCAAUCAUUUGUCGUUGAAGGCUCUAAGGGCUGUCACUCGCAAACGUUUAAAAAAUGGGAAUGUAUCAGAGCCCAUGAGUUUUAGUGCGAAAGAGAAGUUUGGCCUUUUGGGAGAACGACAACGUGCUUUUGGAUAUGGAAAAUAAUCUAAAGAUGUAUAUAAAACUGAUGUAAUUACAUGAGGAAUGUUGAAGACAAUCACGAUCAAAAGGAUCAUACAUCCUUCCGGAGACACGGCUUAGCACAAUGUAGUGGAGUUGGAAAUUUCAUUUGAUGAUCCAAAUAUAAGGCCUGUUUCUUUUUAUAGUGAAUAUCUUCUUCUUUUUUCUUUUUUUUUUUUUUUUAAAAAAAAUUUAGUUGUAAUUAGCAGGUAGCUUAUUCUCUAGCCAUUUUUAGAAAUGAUAUACAAAUCAUGCCUGUAAUGGGUGUUAAUAGUUAAUAGUUAGUACUUUUUGCAUGAUAUAUAUCGUUUCACAUGUGACAUAUUGUUAUGGAAACUAAUCAAAUAUGCC